Molecule: messenger RNA, 1603 nt
Organism: Lingula anatina
Lineage: Eukaryota; Metazoa; Brachiopoda; Lingulata; Lingulida; Lingulidae
Source: RefSeq, a predicted model, not a curated record
AAUAUGUCGAGAGGAGGAUAAAAGAGAUGAGACGCCCCGUUAGACUAUCACACUGCUUCCUGACCGUGGACGGGUUCACAGCUGAAAGAUCGCAAUGAAGAUCGUACUUCUGUGUCUAGCGCUGGUAGGCGCCACAUAUGCUCAAUCUCACUUAACGAGGGAGGAAGCAAGGAGCCGAUGCCUGGUUGACAAACCGAACGUGUCACAAGGUGUCGCCUACGUCGCAGAUCUCGAUUGCGCAUUUUACUGGCAGUGUGACUUCGCCUAUACCCUACUGAAAAAUGUCACCCUAAAGCAGUGCGCCAUCGGAUCGUUAUGGGCCUCCAUGGCGUAUCCAGCACCCCCACCGGCGGGCGAAGAAGCCGUUGUUUGUGUCAGCUGCGAGCUACAGCCAGAUCAGCUAUGUCGUGAUAAGUACCUCCCCCUCGGGAAGACUGAACAGUGCCCCGUGUAUACAACGCCUCCACCAACUACAACGGAAGCACCACCACCCCUUGGAGAUAAGAAGUGUACACUCAUGCCUCAGAAAUUGGCAUACCAAGAAAUUAUAGGGGAAGAAAGCAAAGUAUGGUACCUGAACGCGAAUCAAACUGUUGACUGUGGACAUCUUAUCUUUAACUUUGACAAAUGUAUUUGUGACGGAAAGCCUGAGUUUCCAGGUCGGUGGAAUUUUGAUGUGAACUUGAACUCGGACAACAACAGAAUUUACGCCGCCAAUGAACCAGUGGGCACAGUAGGUUUGUCGGUAAUAGAGCCAGGAUGCGCCGAGUUUAACGGAUCAGGCGGACUUCAAAUUCCAUACUUUAAAAACAUGCGUCCUAGGUCGAGCUGGGUAUCUGCUGUUGUGAUUUCCAGAGAUGGGUCCCAGAAUGCCGUAAUCCUGUACGAGUGCUUUUCCAUCUUCAUAAAUGGUGAUGAAGUCUCAGCGUCUGUAGUAGUCCAGAACCCCUUGGGCGAGCAGCAGACUCUGUCUGUCUCAGUUACUGCACCACCAGCUGGAUAUGCACUCGUGAUCUUGAGAUGGGACGGUAAAGUCUUAACUCUUACCCUAAUUGACGAUGGCAUCGUGUACCAGGACUCUGCUCAAGUACUAGAAGAUCCCGACAACGAUUUUAUAUGGUCUAUCGUUUGUUUACCACAACAACCUCUCUUCGUCGGUUACGUGCCAUCAGAUUACAACAAGCCAGGUCUCCCAGGAAGCUAUUCUGGCAACAUUUGUCUGCUCUACUUUACCGACAAAUUGUAUGAUAAUGAUGAUGAUGUAGAGGCCGAUAUCCGCCUUGAUUACAUUGGACCGCAGUGGUAAUUAUUGGUUGCUAUCGAUGAUGACGACAGGCCCCCAGCAAAGCGAGAAGCGGUGAUAAUCUCGUUCCGCGGAAAGAACAUCUAUUUAUAAUAGGACUCAUAAGUUCCAAUGAUGAUUUUUAAUAAUCGGAUGUAGAACUGGAUUCCUGAAAAAAACGCGGUCGUGUUUGACACGUUUCUUGUUGCUGGAAAGAUCUUUUCAAUUAUGAUGUCUUAACUUUUGAACGUAGUACAAUAAACAUAACAGCCUGUGUUAAACGCAGAUUGUGAAUAAACUUUAGAAGCAUUUCAAAAUGUA